CUGCAUAAGGCAGUUUUUGAGGCAUGCGCCUCUUUCCUGAUGACAGACGAUAUUCGAAUGCAUUCGCCACAAAAAUCAACACUUCAAAUCAAAGUCUUUCGAAAGGAAACAGAAGACCAGCUUUUCAAAACGCCCAACUAAUCCAUGUGCUAAAAAUAAAUUGUCCUCUCGCAGCCACGGUAGUGUUGUGUAACAUGUUUUUAUUUUUAGCUAGUUAGCCCGGACCCAAGCUUUCUUGCUAAUAGCUUAGUUACUUCGGUACCGUAAUACCAAGGUGUUGUAAGGUACUUUAGCUAUCUAACUAGCAAUAUCCGAAGUGGACAUUUAUGCAUUUAGUAUAACUAAAGACAAAGAAAACAUGUUGUGCAGUUCGUGUGGGUAAUGUUGGCUCUUUUGCCUACUCUCGAGUUGUGUUCGCCAUCUAGCAGGCUGCAUAGGCGGGUUGUCAUUGCAAUAUUUUAUUUUGGUCCACGACUUUGAGUAAAUACUCUGCUCGUCUGCGACCGUCAUUUGAAAGAAAAAAAUGAGGCUAUUUAGGUUCGGCGUCAUACUGACUCCAGAAUGCACGGACGUAGAAGUGUUUGUGUUGGGGUCACGGCCGGAAAUGGGACACUGGGAUCCGAAUAAAGCCGUAAAGAUGAAACCGGCGAAUGCUGUCCUGUCCACGUGCGAGCCCUGCUUCUUCAUCGGCGAGGUUUUACUGUCGGAGCCGUAUAAAGAAACCUUCUGGUUUAAGUACAUAAAACGCGUCGGCGGCAACAUGACCUGGGAAGGCAACGGCCCCCACCACGACCGCAGCUGCGAGUACGACAAGAGCAACGUGGUGGACGGGGUCUACUGCCAGCCCGUGAGCCACUGGAUCGAGGCCGGCGGCCACACGGACGAGAUGAAGCACACCACCGACUUCUACUUCGGCGUGGCCGGCCACCAGGCCAUGCACUUCUCAAGGGUCCUCCCCAGGGUGUGGCUGGGCAGCUGCCCCCGGCGGGUGGAGCACGUGACGGUGAAGCUGAAGGAGGAGCUGGGUGUGACGGCCGUGCUCAACUUCCAGACGGAGUGGGAUGUGGUGAGCAACUCGCACGGGUGCCGGCGCGACACGUCCCGGGACAUGACCCCCGAAACCAUGGCCGACCUGUACAGGGACUGCGGCCUGGCCUACGUGUGGAUCCCCACCCCCGACAUGAGCACCGAAGGGAGGGCGCGCAUGCUCCCCCAGGCGGUCUUCCUCCUGCACGGUCUCCUUGACAACGGGCACACGGUGUACGUGCACUGCAACGCGGGCGUGGGCCGCUCCACGGCCGCCGUGUGCGGCCUGCUGCUCUACGUGCUGCGCUGGAGCCUGCGCAAGGUGCAGUACUACCUGACCGCCAGGAGGGCGGCGGUCUACAUCGACGAGGAGGCCCUGCUGCGCGCCGAGGGCGACUUCCUGCUCAAGUUUGGACGCCUCCGGCCCGCCGUCCACGACGUCGAGACGUGACCGGGGGUGUCCUGGAGGGGAGGUGUUUGGGGGGGGCGGAGCUUUGGGGCGCUCUGGUCAACGUUUGUUUUUCGGGAUUUAGGGGUGCAAGAGCAGUCCUGUGUCCUCACCCCCAGUCCUGUGCUGUGCUCUCGGCUUCUUAGUUUUUUUGCCCCCCCCAGCGUAGAAAAAGCCUCUAAAGUCCCCGUAAAGUGCGCUGUUUUGAUUCUGCAUGACGCCUUUUUUUGCCUUCCAAAGGGCACCGUUUGUUUUCAUUUCGUUUUCGGCGCGUGAGAGUUUGCCAGAGGGCAGAUUUAUUUUGGCGGGGCGUCGCAGCUCCUCCCCGCGAGUCUGAAAACCCGCUUGGCAUGGCGGGAGACGCCCUGGAGUCGCGGCGAACGAGUUCCGACACGCCGCUUAUCGCGGCGUCGCAGACGGCGUUCCGUGUUAAACGACCCUUCUGUCGUCCGUCAGCUUCAAUUUAUGACACGCGGCUACGCGUCACUCAUCCCCGGGAGAGAAACGAGGGGGGGCGUGGCUGAAUUCAGGGCUCGUCUUUUAACCAGUAACAUACGGCUUCGGUGCAUGCAGGAUCUCACAGGCAGCCGACACGUUCUCUUCAGAUCACGCUUAAGAGUUAAGAUAAUAAAUAUCGUAUUUUAACAGGAAUAAGUAACAUGGAACAGUGCCCUCUAAAACCCUCCAGCUCAUGACAGGUUUGACGGCUUUGGAAAAUAAACAUUUCUUUUUGUUAGUCGGACGCCGUCCUGUAUUACUGGUGACUAAAUAGUGGAUUCUCACCAUAAAGAGAUGUCUGACAGCUGCAGAGUUAUAGCUCUGGGGGGGUUACAGGAAGUGAUGCAAUCAGCGACAGCCGAAGGGGUCAUUCAGGAGGUCACGAGUCAGUUAGAAUUUAAAAAGAUGCAGGUCAGCAUGUUGAGAGGCCUUAGCAACAGAGAGGUCAGAAACAACGAGAGGUUAGCAACAGAGGUCAGAAAGAAAGAGAGGUUAGCAACAGAGAGGUUAGCAACAGAGAGAGGUUAGCAACAAAAAAAAAUGCUUUUCUCCUGAGAAUUUUUCCACAGGAAUUUUCUGAAUAGAAAAAUAUUAUUUCCGGCUCACGGCAACAAAAAUACUCCACGGUGUGUACCUGCUUUCUAGCAAAGCUCAAAUAAGGUGACUUCCCCUCCCCCGCCCCACCUCCCCCUCCCCACCCCCCUACCGUCCCGCACCAGCUGUGCUGUAAGAUAUUUGAACCUUAAUGUGUGCACAGAGAGCUGAGGAACCCGCAGGCUCCCGCGCUUCAAGCUCAAUCCGUCGGAUAAAAGCGACGCGCGGCAGGCUCCACUGUUUUCUCACGCUUGUUUACUUCUCUCUCUCUCUCGCACGCUGUAACGUAUUCAGGUGCGUCUCAUGAAUAACAAAAACGCCAAGCCUGACCCACUCCAAAGUGUGCUUCCCCCCCCCC
Molecule: messenger RNA, 2924 nt
Organism: Anguilla anguilla (European eel)
Lineage: Eukaryota; Metazoa; Chordata; Actinopteri; Anguilliformes; Anguillidae
Gene: epm2a
Product: EPM2A glucan phosphatase, laforin
Exons: 4
Coding region: 524-1477 (317 amino acids)
Biological process (GO): protein dephosphorylation
Cellular component (GO): nucleus; cytoplasm
Molecular function (GO): protein tyrosine phosphatase activity; protein tyrosine/serine/threonine phosphatase activity; starch binding
Source: RefSeq, a predicted model, not a curated record